Messenger RNA from Theileria orientalis strain Shintoku, 1797 nucleotides. RefSeq names its product major facilitator superfamily MFS-1 protein. Lineage: Eukaryota; Apicomplexa; Aconoidasida; Piroplasmida; Theileriidae. Bases 1 to 1797 code for a protein of 598 amino acids. The transcript is spliced from 2 exons. The record is from RefSeq and is a predicted model, not a curated record.
AUGCUUUCAAUCACUCGAAUGGGACCGCAGUGUCGCGACACUGAUUUAAAUUGCGAAAACUUGUUUAUUUGUAACAUAGAUGCAAUGAAGAUCCGCUUUCUGUACCGAUGCGGAUUGUAUUUCAUCAUAUCCAUGCUAAUAAGCCCCUACUACGACGGAUGGUCGUCGACGGCGAAGUACUUGAUCAGCGAAGGAGUGUUCUCGAAGUACUGCUGCAACAAUAUAGAGUGCUCUAGGCUCUCGGGCCUGGGACCGGUCUGCGACGAUCAGGCGUUUAACGUGGGCAAGCUCCUGUCGUUCUACAGGAUCUCGGAGUUCCUGUCGAGCAUCUUCACGGGCUUCUUCAUGGACAACUGCGGGCCGAAGCUGACGAUCGUCCUCGCAAUGGCGCUGAGGAUGCUCUCGUGGCUGCUGAUCCCGCUAUUCCCGAACACGACGGGAGUGGUCAUCUUUUCGUGCAUACUCUGCGGAAUAGCAUCCAACGGAGUGGCGUUCCCAGUCUUCACGAUCGCACAAUACACAAAACGCUACUAUAACCCUGCGAUGAUCUCGAUUUCGAUCUCGCUCUGCUUCGGGACCUUUUACAUGUACAUCCUAAACUUUAUAAAGGACAGGCUGCCGCCGUUUAAGCCGAUCUGGGUCAUCGUGGUGAUGCUGGCGCUGACGCACGUGCCGCUGCUGGUCCUGGCAGCCUUCAUCUUCCCGAACUCGCUGCAGAAGGACGUGAAGCUGAACGCGCCUGAAGCCUCGAGGCUGAGCAGAGAAAAGGGAGAGGCGCUCGAAGACAUAGCCAUUUCAAACUCUUCGGCGAGCCAAGGGAGCAUUUACGCGCACAAGUACGUGUCGGACCACAAGAUCACGUCCAUCGAGGUCGAUAUGAACUCGACGGCCACGCUGGUGUACACUAAGGUGGACAACACGAGGAAGCACCUAAGGUUGGAGGACACGGAAGACGUGCACUCCGAGGACAGCGAGGACUACGAGCCGGACGGAGGCCUGCUGCCACGCACAGGGUCGAACUAUGUGGGCAGCCGCUUCGCCGACAUGGACAGCGCGCACAUGUCGACGUACAGAGAGAGCGUGCCCCCGACGAGCUCGGGCCUUUCGGAGACGAACCAAAACGAGGACCCGGGGCCUGGCCCGUACGAGGAACGGGAGCUCGCGGCCCAGGACCCGAGGGGACUGGAGGGCGCUGAGGAAAAGUGGCACUUCUGGGAGUUCUGGGCGAUUCUGCGCAGGUUCGACAUCCUGACGAUCUCAGUAGCCUCGAUGGUCGGAGUCAUCUCGCUGACGUUCGCACAGGAGUCGUUCCCGAUCGCGUACGGCAAGGACAAGGUGGCGCUGAACGUGAACGAGAUACUGAUUCCAAUCUCGUUCGUCUUCUCCCUCGGCUCAGUCUUCCUGCUCGACAAGAUCGGCCCCGUGCCCAUCAUCGUGGGAAUGAACAUAGCCAGCUGCGUCCUGCACCUGACGAUGAUGUUCGUCGACAGGGUCCUGUCGAUCUUCACGAGCAUCCUGAUGUCGCUGGGCUACAGCCUUUUCAUGACGCAGUACUACCUGUACCUCGACAACCAGGUGCCGCUCAAGUACCAGGGGAGCAUCAAGGGGUUCCUGGUGACGUCGAUCGGGUUCGUCCUGUUCAUCAACAUCGGCCUGAAUUACCUGUCAAAGACCUACUUCUACACGAGGGAGAUACACCUAGCGUUGCUGAUUUUAAGAGUCUUGGUCACGAUACCGCUGAUCAAAUUCCUCAGACACACCAGGAGGAGAUCGAGUGCUCAAGAACUCAUGGUGUAA